Cuscuta europaea is the source of this 3027-nucleotide messenger RNA. The record is from the annotation of a GenBank genome assembly. Lineage: Eukaryota; Viridiplantae; Streptophyta; Magnoliopsida; Solanales; Convolvulaceae.
CUUGAGUGUAUUUUUGUCAUUUAAAAAAAUGUACGAUGUUUUUACCAAACAGGUUGUCCAGUGACCAAACUUAGAUGGAUUCCCUAAUUGUUAUUAGAAAUUAUAAUAAUUUGUAAGCUUCUGCUUAGGCGAUCUUGAGCACAGCCAUGGCCGUCCCCAUGGUUCUCAAGUAUUCUUUCCUCCUUCUUCUUCUUCUACCUCUGCAUUUUUCCUCAGUCUUCACUAAAAGCUUACAUCUCAACAACUAUCCCAUCACUUCUACGGCGUCGUUUUGCAAGUCCAACCCCUACCCUGAAGCUUGUUUACACUCAAUGAAACUCUCCAUUUCCAUUAACAUAACCCCAAAUAUAUUGGAUUUUCUUCUCCAGACAAUCCAGGAUGCGUUGACCAAGGCUGACCACCUCUCCGAUCUGUUUUCCGCCGCCGCCGCCGGCAACAAUAUCGUCGAGAAACAGAGGGGGACGGUUCAAGACUGCAGGGACCUCCACGAAAUUACGGUCUUGUCCCUGAAAAAGUCAAUUGCCAAGAUAAAAUCCGAUAAGAUCGCGGACGCGAAGGCGCAUCUUAGCGCGGCGGUGACGAACAGAGCCACCUGCUUGGAAGGGCUGGAAACGGCGGCGGGUCCCAUGAAAGAAACGCUGGUGGUUGCCAUAAAGGACACAUACGAGGAUGUCAGCAAUGCCCUGUCGGCGCUCCCUCAAUCUGGCGGCGGUGAUGGGCGGCGGCGGCGGCGGUUGAUGUCCACGGAUUUCCCGGGAUGGGUUUCGAAGAAGGACCGACGCAUCUUGCAGCAGGACGAUGACUAUGUUGACUACGACGACCAUUGGGAGACGACGCUGACGGUGGCUGCUGACGGGACAGGAAACUUUACCACCGUCACAGACGCCGUUAAUUUUGCCCCUAAUAACAGCGCUGUGAGAAUAUACAUCUACGUGAGACAAGGGGUUUAUCAAGAAAAUGUGGAGAUCCCGAAGUGGAAGCCUAACAUUGUUAUGCUAGGAGAUGGUCGUAAAGUCACCGUUAUCACCGGUAACAGAAGUGUCGUCGAUGGUUGGACAACAUUCCGAUCUGCCACCGUUGAAAAACAAAAGAAGAUGAAAACAGUGGACAGAGGAGAAUGAAGAGGAGUAGAAGAAGAAGAAGGAAGAAGAAGAAGAAUAAAGAAGAAAAGGAUGUGGAGGAGCAGUAACCUGGUGCGGCGGAGAAGCAUCGAUGAUUGGUAGCGGCGGUUUUGGAGUUGAGACAGGGCACCGAACGACGAAGAUGGAGAUGAACUUCUGAGCUGUGAAUGUUUAACUGACGGAAGAAAAGAAAUCUCAGGAAGCCAACGUGAAUUGAUUUGGGGUUUUAAUAAAUAGGUGAAGGGUAAAAGUGGAAAGUUAAAAUCAAGUUUACUGAAAUAUAACUAAAUAGGUUGUACGCACGGAAGAAAUUUAAGUAGGUCCUAUUUUUGUAAAAUUGAUAUGAAUGGAUCCUACUUGGAGCAUUUUUCUCUAUUUAUUUUCAUUUGUUAUUUAUAACGUUGAGGAUUAAUUCACCUAAUGGGUCAAACUAUGACUGACUUUUUGCUUAAACUAACAGCGGUUUCUGGCGGCGGUUUCUUGGCUCGCGACAUCACCUUCGAGAACACGGCGGGGCCGGGGAAGCACCAAGCCGUCGCCCUCCGGCUCAACUCCGACUUAGCCGCCGUGUACAAGUGCACCAUAGCAGGUUUCCAAGACUCUCUUUACGUCCACUCCUUCCGCCAGUUCUACCGCGAGUGCGACAUCUACGGCACCAUCGAUUUCAUCUUCGGCAACGCAGCCGCCGCCUUCCAAGGCUGCAACAUCGUCUCGAGAAUGCCGCUGCCCGGCCAGUUCACCGUCAUCGCCGCCCAGUCCCGAGAUAGCCCUUUCGAGGCCACGGGGAUCUCCAUACAGAACUGCUCGAUCUUGGCGACUAGCGAGUUGCUCGCUAAUUCCGACGCCGUCAAGAGUUUCGUUGGCCGGCCGUGGAAAAACUAUUCCGUCACGGUGGUCAUGGACUCGUACAUUGAUGGGUUCAUAGAACCGGAAGGGUGGACACGGUGGCUGGGCGAUCAAGGACUGGACACUUUGUAUUAUGGGGAGUAUCAGAACAGCGGGCCGGGUUCGGGUACGGAUAAUCGGGUGGAUUGGGCGGGUUAUCAUGUUAUGGGCUAUGAUGAUGCGUGGAAUUACACUGUGUCGGAGUUCAUCACAGGAGAUGAAUGGUUAGAUUCUACUUCCUUCCCUUAUGAUGAGGGGGUUUGAUUUUGUUUAAGGUUAACGCGCACGGGUUUGAUUUUAUUUUAUAGGACAAAAUAGAGUCCUAUAAUCCUGUCUUAUACACACACACAUAUAUGUAUUACUAAUUGUCCUAUAUAGGACUAAAACAAGGUUGAAAUGCAAAAAUAAGACUUGUUAUGUUUUCUUCCCUUAAUAAGACCAAUUUACUCCUAUUCUUAAACAUACGAAAAUUGACAUCUCAAUUUUGCCCCUCCACCCAUUUACCCUCCCUUUUCUCCUUUUCCCUUUGUAAUCCGUCAAUUCCUUCUCCACCAAAGCAGAGUUAACUGCAUCUAAUCAUCUCCGAGGCAUAUGCGCCAGCGAGACAAGCAGCAAACGACGGUGAGGGUGGUGGCGGGAGCCACCACAGAGGGCGGUGGCAGGCGCCACCAUCACGGGCGAUGGCGGGGGACGGCGGCGGGCGGCACCAGCUAGGGCGGCGGCGGGUGGCAACAUCGUCGAGGGUGGCUGAACUGCUAUAUGAAAUUUUAGGGUUUCAACAAAUUGUAAUUUUACAUUUUGAAAUUUAAAUUCAAAUAAAAACUGAAUGAGGGCAUUUUUGUACAAAUAAGUGAUUUAGGUCCUACGAAACAUAGAUUUGUUUUUCGGUCCUAUUUGUGCACACAUAACUUCUUUUAGUCCUAAACAGGUAAUUAACUCUAUAUGUAUCUAAUACAGUCCUACUUCGUAUUUUUUACAAUAAAAGGAAAUUGACAUUGGUUGUCAAAUAUUUUCAUUUGGA